Paramuricea clavata is the source of this 5000-nucleotide messenger RNA. Lineage: Eukaryota; Metazoa; Cnidaria; Anthozoa; Malacalcyonacea; Plexauridae. The record is from the annotation of a GenBank genome assembly.
AUGGCGGCUUUCUAUGGAGUGCUAGUUUUUCUUUUAAAUCUGCUAGACGUCCUAGUCGCCACAUUGUUUUUAUUAAAGUCAAAAUGGACAAUGGAAUCAUGGCAGAAUGCAACUGCAGAUUUGAAGUUUUGUACAUGUACAAUAGACUUAUGGCUUAUCGCAAUUUCUCGCUUUGCUUUGAUAAUUGGAGCACUAUUUGGUUCAAGAGCCAACCCGGUUCAAGGGCGUGCUCGUUUAAGGCUGUCUACAAGGCCUAUUUUCUUCUUGUCUUUUGGUAUUAUUGUUUAUGUUUUAAUAAAGUUUCUGGCUAGUACAGAAUGUGUACAGGAGCAUAGUUCUAAAGUAUGGCUUUGGUUGUUUUUUGGGCAUACUGGGAUAUUUUCAUUCUCUCUGACGUGGAGUUGGUGGGUUUUGAGUAAAGGGUCGUUACAACAGCCGUCGUUGGUCGUUAAUGCAGAUCAGGAGGUUGGUUCGGUUCUGCAACAAGAUGGAUCAGCAUCACAAUCUGAUUCGGACAAUGAAUCUGUUGACUCUGAUGACAGUUCUGGUGACAGGUUUGUAUGCUGUUUUCUGGACUAACAUAAGCAAAGCUUCAAAUAUUUUUUGACCAACAUAAGAUGCAAGGCUUGCAAUUGUUUCCGUGCAAACAUGACCAAAGCUUAGAAAUUGCUAAAAUUGCAAACGAUUUCAUAACUUUGACCAUGCAUCUUUUAUCUCAAACUUUGACCAAAUUUUACCAACUUUGACCUUCAAUUGUAAGGAAAUAUUAGUUCCGUUUUGACCAACUUUAACAGUUUUGAAUUACAGGGGGGUGUUACAUCCCCCCACACCCUCCUGUAGCAACGUCCCUGGGCACUAGCUAUGUGCCCUGAGCAAGUUGCAGCAGGGGUCUGGGGGCACAAUUGCUAGUGGGGACAGGGUUGGGUGUAAGAGCCCCAGGAAAGAUUUUUGGUUUCAUUUAGUUCAAAAUUCUUGUUUUUAGUCUGAUUUAGUUCAAAUCUGUCUAUGUGUGUAACACAUUAUGGAAAGUACGCCACUCAUAAAAUUACCUAUUAUCCUUCUUUUUAGUGAAUCUAAAAGCUCAAAAAGGAAAGUGACUAUAUCAAGACUCCUGUCUGUCUCCAAACCAGAUGCCCACUACCUUUUACUAGCCUUUGUUUGCCUCCUAUGUGCUGCAGUUGGUGAGAUGUUCAUUCCUUAUUACACCGGACAGGUCAUUGACAGCAUUGCUAUAGACAAGGACAUUGCAAAAUUUCAUAGAUCAAUAAUUAUAAUGGCUUUGUUAUUAUUCAUUACUGCAGUAUGCUCUGGCCUUCGAGGUGGAAUAUUCACGUUAGUUUUAAGCAGAUUUUACAUCCGAGUAAAUAAACUUUUAUUUGGUUCCAUCAUUUGUCAAGAAAUUGCAUUCUUUGAUAAACAUAGAACUGGAGAUAUUGUCUCACGUUUGACAUCAGAUACGAGCAAAAUGGGGGAACAGGUCACAUUAAACAUUAAUGUUUUUCUGAGAAAUGCUGUUACAGCCCUUGGAGUGUGUGCACUAAUGUUUCAUAUUUCAUGGAAAUUGACUAUCAUAACUUUGAUAAGUAUACCUGUUGUGGCAAUUAUCUCGGAAAUGUAUGGGAAUUAUUUUCAGAAGCUUUCUGAGAAAGUUCAGAAUUCUAUUGCGAAAGCCAAUGAGAUUGCAGAAGAAGUUAUCUCUUCCAUGAGGACUGUCCGGAGUUUUGCCAAUGAAGAUGGUGUUGCAAGAGAAUACGCUGAGAAAUUGGAUAAGACAUAUUCCUUGAACAAGGUAAGAACCGAAUAUGGUUCAUUGUUUAUAAUACAAUUGCAAUUUUGGCCUUCUAGAGGGUGGGGAAAUAAAACCCAGAUUAAACGAGGAUGAGAGUACAUGAGAGUUGGUAGUCGCACCACCUUGCAUGGUUAGCUGGAAGAGGUUAUUUUGCUGGCCUCAGAGUGACAAAACGUAAUAAAGCAACAGUUUUACCAACACUAACCCUAUUCCAAACACCAACUCUAAUCCUUACCCUAAUUUAACCCUACUUCAAGUUUGUUUCUAAACCUAUGUUGAAGAAUUUUUUUGACAAAAUGUCAUUCUGAGGUCAGCGAAAUAACUUUUUCCUGGAUUAGCUGUUCUUAAUAUUUUCCCAACACUAUCAUGUAUUUUAUUUAAGACUUAUGACAAGUUUUUGUUGGUAGAGAUGCAACUACCUGGAAAAUAUAAGGAGAAUUUCAACGUUUCGAGUGAAGGACCUUUGUCUGGAGUCACUUUAUUUCGUUAAUCUAGAUCAAGCUUCAAAUGUCCCCUGUAACAAUUUGUGACUGCCAAUUUGACACAAGUCAGGCUAGCACAAGGCAUGCAAAAAUGUGACUCUGAUGACCCGGACCCCGCCCUUGACCCAAUGUUCCAGCCGUGCAUGAGAAAAAAUUUUCUGCCUCUUUCGUUCUUCGCCCCGCAGAAAAUAACAUUUCAUCCUGUAAUAUAACAUCUUCAGAAAGAGGCUUUGGUGUAUGGUGGCUAUACUUGGUGUAAUUAUGUUAUGGAGGCGAUCAUAGACUUAACUACAUUGUAUUAUGGUGGAUUUUUGGUCAUAAGAGGUGAAUUAAGUGGAGGUGGUCUUGUCUCGUUUCUGUUAUAUUCUUUAAGUCUGGGUCAAGCUAUUGAGGAAAUUGGUGAUGUGUAUACUGGCCUGGUUGAUGCCGUUGGUGCAGCAGCGAAGGUAUGGUGUUAAUUUAUUCACAUUAAAUUAUUUACAGAUAUAGAAUAGUUUGUGUUGAGUUAUCAAAAUCAAUGAUAGAGUGCUCAUUGGAUAACCAGAGCAUAAUAAAGAAAGACACAAAAACUUAGCAAGCUUUGUUUAGCAUAUUUAUUACCAUAAUUGCCAUAACAUGAAAAUAACGAAUUAAAAUGUUAGUUACUGUACUUCAUAAAAUUACUUCUUUAUAAGUAAAAAGUACCCUGGCAAAAAUUUACUUCGUUACAUGCUUCCUUAUUAAAAAAUAAUAUUCAAGUACAAUAACGAAGUACAUUUACUUCGUUAUUGGUCACCACUGCUCCUAGGUUUGUGUCGUUCACCAUUGAUAGCUUUUCACUAGAGGUGUGCGUCGGAUCGAAGUUUGAAUCCGAAGUUUUACCUUCCAAAUCUGAUCCAAUCCAAUCCGAAAUUUUUUUGUUAAAUCCAAUCCGAUGCUAAAAAUCGCAAUCCGAUCUGAUCUAAAAUAUCGUAACUGUGAUCUGAUCUAAAAAAAAAACAUAUCUUACAUAUAUAACUUCAAUUAUCUAUCAGAGUCGGCCAGAACUUCGCAGAAAUGUCAAUUAGGAUAUAUAAUAAUUCCUUGCAUUAUUAAGAGGCAAUAUUGGUCUUUGCGAUGAAAGCUGUUCAAAACCUAAAAUCUUUUUGGCAUUCCUCUCAAAAUUACUUUGUUUUAGCUUCAUUUUGUAGUUUACAUAGUUAACAACUUUUUAAAAAUGUAUCUGGCAGUUGAGAACAUUAACUAAAUAUUAUUAACGCCAUAUUUAUACAGCAAAACUUACUGAACUUCAGACAUCAUUUUCUCUUUGGCGUACCAUCUAAAAUCUCUUCAUUUUAGCAUUAUUUUACAGAUAAAGCACUAAACAUACUUUUUAAGUUUUUUUUGCCGUUUGAGAAAUUUAUCAAAAAUGAAAAAAAUGUAUUGGAAAAGUAUAUACAUUAGUUUUGAGCGCGUGUUACGUAACAUACAAAAGAUACUUUCUGUGUGUGUUGGGCAUACCCAAAGGUCGCGGGUUCGAUUCCCACGGUGGGCAGGCAAACUUUUCAGCUUACCCGGUGUGGAUGCACACUCAGAGAAACACCACAAACAUCAUAGAAAAGAUUCUUCUCUUAAAGGUAUUUCAGUACAUAGACAGAAAACCUCAAAUCCCAAACGACGGAACUUCAGCACCAAGUGAAGUUUCAGGUAGAGUGGAAUUCAAAAACGUUUCCUUCUCCUACCCUACGAGGUCUGACUCGGACGUUCUUAAAAACAUUUCAUUUGUGGUCGAACCUGGCGAAAUGGUGGCGCUUGUUGGCUCGAGCGGUGCGGGGAAAAGCACUUGUAUCAAUUUGUUGCAACAUUUUUACGAACCGAACGAAGGAGACGUUCUAAUUGAUGGAAUUCCGGUGAAAGAACUUGAUCACAAAAUUUUGCACCGCAAGGUUGCAUUGGUAGGACAAGAACCUGUGUUAUUUGCUAGGAACUUGAAGGAAAACAUCGCUUAUAAUUUUGAGUCAGGCUGCUCCACGGGGACUGAGCUUGAUGGAUUAGUAACAGACGCAGCAAAGCUGGCAAAUGCUCAUGAUUUUAUUACGGAAUUAGCGCAGGGUUAUAACACACAGGCAGGAGAAAAAGGUCAACAGCUUUCUGGCGGGCAAAAGCAACGGAUUGCCAUCGCAAGAGCUCUAAUACGCAAACCCUCCGUGGUGUUGUUUGACGAGGCCACGAGUGCGUUAGAUGCUGAAAGUGAAUACAAGAUUCAAGAAGCAAUGUUUCGAAAUUUGGGUGGAAGGACAGUGAUUGUGGUUGCGCAUAGGUUUAGUACAAUAGAAAAGGCGAACAGGAUUAUUGUAAUGGAUAAAGGGCAGAUUGUCGAGGUCGGGAAUCAUGCUGAAUUAAUGGCUAAUGGAGGAACGUAUGCAAAGUUGGUUAGACACCAGUUAGUGAAGACGGAAGGUUCUGAGGAGGAUGACAGUUCAAGUGAAUAGGACAGGACGGAUUGAUCUUGAUCAACUUGUUCGUGUAAUUUCCAUAUGUCAGAUGAUACACCAGAUCCGGAUAUAUCAUUGAUCAUGGCUAAAAAUAGCCAAGGAAUUAGGCCUGACAUUCAUUGAAAAUGGGCCUGGCAUUCAUGUUACCCCAGGGUUACUAUCACUGAUCUAUUAGAUCAGUGGCUACUGUACGUUGAGUAGCCGAGGUUUUAUAUUUACCUGAUCUCAGGAUAAAAACUUCUUGUUGAAAACCACUUCAGUUUUUCGUAAUAUGUU